Molecule: messenger RNA, 1168 nt
Organism: Punica granatum (pomegranate)
Lineage: Eukaryota; Viridiplantae; Streptophyta; Magnoliopsida; Myrtales; Lythraceae
Source: RefSeq, a predicted model, not a curated record
CGGCAUCUGCGCUUCUUCGAUUCCUACUCUCUCUUCCUCUGUUUUGUGCUGUACAGUUUAUCAAGUGUCAAAUUGAUUCAUUCAUUAUCUUCAUCAUCACCAAUCAUCAUACCAAAUGGUCUGCAAAUCAUCAUCAUCUGAUCAGAACAUAGAAAAGCCAAAGAGAAAGCACAGAAAAGGUUUGUGGUCACCCGAAGAAGACCAGAGACUGAGAAACUAUGUCCUUAAACAUGGCCAUGGCUGUUGGAGCUCUGUCCCCAUUAAUGCUGGCUUGCAGAGGAAUGGCAAGAGCUGUAGGCUAAGGUGGAUCAAUUAUCUCCGGCCCGGGUUGAAGCGGGGGAUGUUCACAGAGCAGGAGGAAGAAACGAUUCUGAUCCUUCAUAGCUCGCUCGGGAACAAGUGGUCGCAAAUAGCACAGCGGUUGCCCGGAAGGACAGAUAACGAGGUAAAGAAUUACUGGCAUUCUUAUCUCAAGAAGAAGGUCGCUAAAGCUGAGGAAGUCCGCUUGCAAAGUCGGACCGAUUCAGAAGGUCAGGAGUGUUCUUUGGCCUCCAGUGAAUCGUCAGCCAACCAAAUCCCGGGCUAUGAUUCUAUCCAGCACGCACAAAACACGCUAGUAGACCUUCAGGGUCAGCAAAGCUCAUUACCGAAGAUUUUAUUCGCCGAGUGGCUUUCUCUAGACAACAAUGCUCCAGGCGGGAUUCAUAUCGCAGAUCCGUCUGAGAUGAUAGGUUCGACGAACUCCUUAAAUGACCAUUUGAACUUGGACGAUUGCAUGUUUGACAACCUUCUACUCAGCAGCGGGACGACUUUCUGCGGUGAUUACAAUGGCAGCGACGUGAGCGAUGGUUCUGCCAGCGAUAUUUAUUCUUCACAGUUCGACAUCUGCAGCAACUUCACUUUGAGUAACGAUCUUAUAUACAUGUGAUGGUAUUGAAAAUGAACUGAAGGAAGAAUAACCUCUAAUUAUACUCUGAGGAAUAAAAAUUGCUGGACAUUCAGCAAAAUGAUCAUAGGUUUAAGACAUCAGUUGAUAAAAAUUAGUACAGGGCAUAAUUAGAGGUUAUUCUUCCGUUGCCAUAUCAUGAUUUCGUGUGUCUGUAAUUUUCUAAUAAGCUAUUUCCAAUGAUGAAAAAAAAAAAAGAAUAUCAUAUUGAAAUGAAUUUAA